Molecule: messenger RNA, 1559 nt
Organism: Musa acuminata subsp. malaccensis (wild Malaysian banana)
Lineage: Eukaryota; Viridiplantae; Streptophyta; Magnoliopsida; Zingiberales; Musaceae
Source: RefSeq, a predicted model, not a curated record
UUAAACGUGAGACGCCAAGGUCGACCAUUGACGCCUCCUCUUCUCUCCAAUCUCUUCGCGAAUGGCCGACCCAACCGCCGCAGGCCGCCGUGUUGGCGGAACCGAGCACAGCUGGUGCCGCAGCGUGCCGGGCGGGACCGGCGUCCUCGUCCUCGGCUUCUUCCUCUCCCGCCCCGUCCCCCGCCCACUCCUUGAGUCCGCCCUCCACCGCCUCCAGACCUCCCACCCUCUCCUCCGUUCCCGCCUCAACACCGCUGGCCCCGACCAGCCCUUCUUCUCCAUCGCCCACUCCCCAUCCCUCACCGUCCGCCCCCUCUCCGCCUCCGACAUCCUCCAGUCGCCGCCGGCGUCCCCGUCCCACUUCCACGCCCUAUUGGAGCACGAGCUGAACGAGAACCCCUGGUCAUCGCCGGCCCCGUCCCACCCGAUCCUCUUUGCGACGGCCUACGACGACAUGCCCGAGGCGGGCCGGACCGUCGUCGCGCUCCGGUUCCACUCCGCGGCCUGCGAUCGAACCUCGGCCGCGGCGAUCCUCAAGGAGCUCCUGCGUCUGAUAGCCGGCAGCACGAAGGAGGAGGAGGAAGAGGGGUUUCACCGGGCGAUGGAGGAUUUGAUACCGAAGCAGGACGCAUGGAAGCCGUUUUGGGCGCGGGGGAAGGAUUUGGUCGGCUACUCCUUGAACGGUCUGCGGACGUCGACCCUCCGGUUCGAGGACGCCGGUUCGGACCGGCGAUCGGAGGUGGUGAGGUUAGUGUUGGGCGUGGACGACACCCAGAAGCUUCUCAAUGCAUGCAAGGCAAGGGAAAUUAAACUGUGUGGAGCCAUGUCGGCUGCAGCACUGGUCGCUACAAAUUCAUCAAAACAUCUCGAGAAGGAUCGGGCCGAGACCUACACGGUUGUGACCCUCAUAGACUGCCGCAAGUAUCUUGAUCCUGUUCUACAUGAUCACAGUAUUGGAUCCUAUCACUCGGCCGUCAUCAACACGCACAAUGUUCAUGGGGGAGAAGAGCUAUGGGAGGUCGCCGAGAGAUGCCAUGAGUCCUACUCCAAUGCCGUCCAUAAAAAGAAGCAUCUAAAAGACAUCACUGAGAUCAACUUCCUACUGUGCAAGGCCAUCGAUAACCCCCAACUGACCCCUUCGUCUUCCCAGAGGACUGCACUCAUCUCUGUGUUCGAAGAGCCCGUGGUCUACGACUCAUCGGAGCUGCAGCAGGAGCUCGGGGUGGAAGACUAUAUUUGGUGUGCGUCGGUGCAUGGAGCGGGCCCAUCGAUUGCGGUGUUCGACACCAUCCGAGAUGGCCGGCUUGACUGCGCCUUCGUUUACCCUACGCCCCUUCACUCGAGGAAGCAGAUGCAAGAGCUGGUGGAACACAUGAAGACGAUUCUGACACAAGGCAGUCUAAACGGAGGAGACUGAUUAGAACAAGAGUCUCAUUGUUCCAAAGUGGAAGCUUACAAAAGUGUGGAAACUGCUGAUUUAUUACUGUAAAAGUUAGAACUUUUCACUCCAUUGGAUUUGAUGGUAUGCAGGAAUGAAUAAGGGGUUGCUUUCUUGUUUC